UUUAGCUUCCUCUAUCUGUCUCCACACGUCGCCGCCAUUAAAGCACAUAAACACACACCAUAUCUCUCUCUCCCACUCCGCUCAGCCGGCUGUUGGAAAGGAUUUGGACCCUCACACAGGAUUAAAAGUCAGGGUUUCUUUGUGGAUUUGUCUCUGUGAGAGAAUGAAGAUGAAGAUGUAAAGUGGAUAAAAGCGGCUGGGGUUUUGUUUUGGUGCUCGGUGUCCCAGAGAGAAGAGAAGAGGAAGAGCAGGAAAGCUUGGUGGAAUUGACACCAGCAGUAGUGUGUGUGUGUGUGUGUGUGUGUGAGAGAGAGAGAGAGUGUAAGAGAGACUCAUCAUGACAGAUCCUCGUAUGAAGUGGGCGUGUGAAUACUGCACUUAUGAGAACUGGCCCUCUGCUAUAAAGUGCACUAUGUGCCGAGCUUCGCGCCGCUGCACCGCCAUCAUUGCCGAGGAGCUGAACGAGUUUAAGAGUAACUCUGUGCACGGUGGCGCCGUCGACGACACGGGAACCAGCAGUUUGAUCAUCUGCCCCGAUUCCAGCGCCAGGCCCCGGGUGCGCCCGUGCCGUCCGUCAGAACCCGUCAGCCACGCGUCGGUCUCGCACCCUAACGCGGACUAUAACGAUAGAAACCGUCUGCACGCUCCCAGAUGGAGCUGUGCCAUGUGCACCUACGAGAACUGGGCGGAGGCGCCGAGCUGCACCGUGUGCGAGCACCCGCGGCCUAACGAUGCCUCGCCCGUCAUCACUAACCAGCUGGAGCAGGGAGGAUGGAGGACGCGGAGGACGAGGACGUCUCCACCCGUCUCCUCGGAGCGCGACGCGGACGUCCACAUUCAGGACAUCGAGGUGGGAGCACAUGGCUGUGAUGAGGACCUUAAAAAGCUCAAACAGAUCAAAAACCGAAUGAGGAAGAGCGACUGGAUGUUUCUCAACGCCUGUGUGGGAGUGGUGGAGGGUGACCUGGCUGCAGUGGAGGUGUAUAAGUCGUCAGGUGGAGAUAUCGCUCGUCAGUUGUCUUCAGAUGAAGUGCGUCUGUUAAACCGUCCCUCGGCCUUCGACACUGGGUUCACGCUCGUCCACCUCGCCAUCCGAUUCCAGAGGCAGGACAUGCUCGCUGUCCUCCUGACUGAGGUGUCCCAGCAGGCGGUGAAGUGUAUCCCAGCGAUGGUGUGUCCUGAGCUGACGGAGCAGAUCCGCAGAGAAAUCGCCGCCUCUGUACACCAGAGGAAAGGAGACUUCGCCUGUUACUUCCUCACUGACCUCGUCACCUUCACUCUACCUGCAGAUAUUGAAGAUUUGCCUCCCGCGGUUCAGGAGAAGCUGUUUGAUGAUCUGCUCGACCGUGAUGUACAAAAAGAGCUGGAGGAGGACGAUGCGGUGAUUAACUGGUCUCUGGAGCUGGGUUCUCGAGUGGACAGUCGCCUGUACGCUCUGUGGAACCGGACGGCCGGGGACUGUCUUCUCGACUCGGUGCUGCAGGCCACGUGGGGCAUCUACGACAAGGACAGUGUCCUCCGCAACACACUGCAUGACAGCUUGCACCACUGCUCACACUGGUUCUACACUCGGUGGAAGGAGUGGGAGUCGUGGUACUCGCAGAGUUUCGGCCUUCAUUUCUCUCUCAGAGAGGAGCAGUGGCAGGAGGACUGGGCCUUCAUCCUGUCCCUCGCCAGCCAGCCCGGAGCAAGUUUGGAGCAGACACACAUAUUUGUCCUUGCACACAUCCUGCGUCGGCCGAUUAUAGUUUAUGGAGUGAAAUAUUAUAAGAGUUUCCGCGGAGAGACGCUGGGCUACACUCGCUUUCAAGGGGUGUAUCUGCCUUUGCUAUGGGAACAGAGCUUUUGUUGGAAAAGCCCUAUCGCCCUCGGUUACACGAGGGGCCACUUUUCAGCGCUGGUCGCCAUGGAGACCGACGGCUACGACAAUCGCGGCGCAGGCGCCAACCUCAACACUGACGAUGACGUGACGGUGACAUUCCUCCCGCUGGUGGACAGUGAAAGGAAGCUGCUGCACAUCCACUUCCUGUCAGCUCAAGAGCUGGGGAGCGAGGAGCAGCAGGAGAAGCUUCUGCGUGAGUGGAUGGAUUGCUGCGUGACGGACGGAGGGAUGCUCGCUGCCAUGCAGAAGAGCUGCAGGAGGAGGAACCAUCCUCUCGUCACGCAGAUGGUGGAAAAAUGGCUGGACGGGUACCGGCAGCUCCGCCCAUGCCCCGCCCUUUCAGAUGGAGAGGAAGAGGAGGACGAGGACGACGAGUGACAGGCGAAGGACAAAGGAUGAAGAUGAAGAUCAGAGAGAAGGAAACCAUCCCUGCUAAUAGACACCUUGUACUUCACAUCAGAAGAGCCCACACACACACACGCACAAAUAUAUUGGGUCAUUUUCACACCCCCGUUUCCCAUAAUGCAAUGCAAAUCCUGCAGUCCAUCUCAACCCCAAACCAAAAAAAAGUGCUAUUUCUUCUGCCCGUAAAUAAUAUCAGUGUAUUUAUCUGAGUAAUGGACUGUACCAGUGUCCGAGUCGUAAUGCAUGCGGUUCUGUCCACAGUGUGUAUCAUGAACCUCGGUAAAGGACGUGGACUUUCUCUAGGAUCUGUAGCACACACUUACAAAUUCUUUAAGAUGAAAUAAAAAACCUCCUUGUGCUCUGUCUCAAAUUUUACAAACUCUAGCGAAUGUUUAAUUUUAGUUUAAAAGAAGGAGGAGAGAUGUUUCAGGUGGACUUCAUCUUCAGAGAGAGUGGUCAGGAUGUUGCAUGACGUUUGACUGUAUCUCAUACACACACACACACACUAAAAAAAUAUAGAAAUAUAUAUAAAAGUGUUUUUAAAGUC
This is a messenger RNA of Hemibagrus wyckioides, 2834 nucleotides long. RefSeq names its product zinc finger, RAN-binding domain containing 1a (gene zranb1a). The transcript is spliced from 10 exons. Gene Ontology annotation, molecular function: cysteine-type deubiquitinase activity; K63-linked polyubiquitin modification-dependent protein binding. Gene Ontology annotation, biological process: protein K29-linked deubiquitination; protein K33-linked deubiquitination; cytoskeleton organization. Gene Ontology annotation, cellular component: cytoplasm; nucleus. The coding region runs from base 338 to 2260 and encodes 640 amino acids. The record is from RefSeq and is a predicted model, not a curated record. Lineage: Eukaryota; Metazoa; Chordata; Actinopteri; Siluriformes; Bagridae.